AUGCAUUAUAUUUUGCACGAAAAUGGGGGCGGUGUGGGCACCAGAAAUCGGGAUGCUGCUGGCGUGUAUCGCCUCCAGGGUGCCGUGGACGCUGCACACAAAAAUAUAGCCGAACUUCAUCAUUGCACUCGCGCGCUUGCAGAAACACUGAACCGUUCGCACGAAUGCCUUGAGGAGUUGUUGACGCUUCUACCCCAAUGCGGCGUUGAGACCGACAUGCAGCCACAACUAUGCGGAGCGAAAAGCGCGAAGGAGCUCAACUAUCAGUCGCUACGGGAAGCAUCGGAUACAACGCGUGCAUUGUGCCACAAACUAAGAGGUUUUUCUGACAUGCAUCUGGAGAAGGCCUUAGAUAAGAUUCAAGAGUUUGCCGUCACCGAUACGCCUGAGAGGCCGAACCUACCGGUCAUGAUAGGCGACCGCCCAAUGACGCCAAACGAGCUCAUCUACACUCUCAAUGAGGCACCGAUGGUGUCAGUCGCGCACCAUGAUCGUGAGGCCUGCCUACGGAAAAACAUCACACAGGCCCACUACGAACUGGCCAGCUCCAAGGUAGCAUACAAGCAGCUGCUUCAGUGCUCGGAGCUACCGCCUAGUGGAAGUUACAUUAUUCAGAUGGCAGGCGACCGCAUAGAGAGGACUCUGCGCAUCUUGUCCAGGUCCAUUCGGGAACUCAUCGCCAUCGACCCGGCUUAUCAGGACUUCUUCUACGCGUACCUCACUGAGACGGAAAACAAGGAGAAGGAACACUCGUCAGAAUACGCAGUCGUACAUCGAAUUGACUCACAAGCUAUAAAGAGCAUGCUAUCCAGCCAGGGUGGUAAAGGGAAUGGAGGCGUCGCGAAAAUGUAUGAGAAGCAAUUGCACGAGUGUGCGACAACCAUGGGGUCAUUGAUGCAAGAGUUCAUUCGGUCUUUCUCCCCGAAUACACCAACUGAGCCUACUGACGACCUUUCAGUGCAGGAGAUGUUAAUGUAA
This is a messenger RNA of Babesia bigemina, 978 nucleotides long. RefSeq lists its product as hypothetical. The transcript has a single exon. The record is from RefSeq and is a predicted model, not a curated record. Lineage: Eukaryota; Apicomplexa; Aconoidasida; Piroplasmida; Babesiidae. The coding region runs from base 1 to 978 and encodes 325 amino acids.